AUGGUACAACAAGAAAAAGAAGCUGCAAAAAUAGCAGCACUAAAAAAAGCGACCUAUGAAAAAAGUAAAACGUGGGACACUAAAAUAGAAAAUAUUAAGGCAAAACAAAGAGAAGAGUUAUUGUUAAAAAGACAAAAGGCUGAGGAAGAAAGGAAGAUGUUCGUAAAGGAAAUGGCGGAAAAAAAAGCGACAGAGCGUGCAGAAGUGGUAAAGCAAGCAAGAAAAUUGCUUCAGCAAAAAAAGCCUUUGUGCCGGCGGAUUAAUCGCGCUCUCUUCGCCUCCGAGUGUCUCAGAGAACUGGAGGCCCAAGUAGCGUUGCAGAAAACUAUUAGGACGAUGGAUAAAGAACAAGAUAUAGAAUAUACUAAUUCGAUUAAGACGAACGUCGCGAAAUAUGAGGAGCAAAAGAGGCAGGAAGAAAAGGAGCGAACGAGAAAAACAGAGAAUUACAAUAUGGAAUUGAAAAAACAGAUUGAAGAAAACGAACGAGGCAAUAAAUUAAAAGCAAUGGAAGAACUGGAAGCUGAAAAACAGACUCAAAGAGAUAUAAUCCAAAAUAUGCAACUCAUACAAGAGAAAGAAAUGCAAGACAUAUUAAACAAAAAGAAAAGACUCCAGCAAUUUUUCAAGGAAGCGAUAGAGGAAAAGAAACGAUUUGAAUUAGAAUUGAAGCGCAACGAAGAAUUUGAGGAUCGAGCGUUGGAGGUCUACCAAAAAGCUAAAGAUCAAAUACAGAAAAUCCAUAAAUCAGUAAUGCUGACAGAAAGAAAAGAGAAAACGCGUAAAGCACAAAUUAUAGCGGAAAAACAUGAGCCAAUCGAAAAAAUUCGCGAGAUUAAAGAACAAGAAAUCUUGAAAAAAGCUAUAGAAGAGAAAGACACGGCCGAAGCAGAAAAGCAGAAAGCGCACAAAGAACGAGAAGAAACAAUGCGUGCUCUUAUGGAAGAAUAUAAGCUUCGUGAUGCGGCUGUAAGAACAAAGCAAAAACAAGAGGAGAAAGAUCUAAAAAUUUGGGAGAUGAUGCAAAGGUUUAAGAAAAACGAAUAUGAUGAGCAAAUGAAUUUGGAAGAACGAAAGCGACAAUGGCAACAAAAAUUAGACUAUGGAAUUGAGUUGCAGAAAAUUGUUGAGGAAAAACAAAUCGAGAAAAAGCGCGAAGAAGUUCUUGAAGUCGCAGCAACGAACAUGAAACCUGUAAUUGAGAAGGCUAAUCAAAAAAUUUUAGCUUAUGGAAAUAAAGUUUUAAAAGAAUCGAAGGGUGUGAGACCACUUUAUCCAAUCAUUAAAGCUAUUGAAGAAUGUAAGAAGGAAAUGGGAUUAAAUCACCAAAAAAUCGGAGAAACUGUCAAAGCGGAUCGGCCGAAAAGAAAACAUGGAAUCCGUCACUGUACUUGCAUGAAAUCUAUACUAGUCAAUCAAAUAUAUUGUUUGCAAUAAUCACUGUUCAUAAUAAACAGCGAUAAUUUGUAUUUUAUGUUUCGGCAGUUAUCACAUGAUUCAUAUGCAUCAUCUGAUCAUUGUCAUUUAUUUAGAAUAAAUAUUUCCGCGUUGCACCAUUAAGCCUCCGUAUUUUUCAAUUGCAGAGGGACUUACAUAAAAAUUGAUACAAACACAAAGUUUUUAGAUAUAUCGCGAAUAAUUUAUCAAUUCGUGAUAGUAUUUUAUUAUAAAGAAGUUGUCUAGAACAGAUUUUUUGAAAAUAUGUUUUGUAUCACGUGUAAGUUUAAUUAAUAAAAUAUCUAAAUUAAUAUGAAGUAUAAUUAAAGUUAUAAUAUGUAAUAAGGUGUACAGAGUGUCUCAUAUAGGUAGAAUACAGACCGGUACUACCGUAUUUCUUGUCAAAAAAUAAGUAUUUUUUUUGUCUUUUGGUAAAAUUUUCGAAAAUUGUUUUUGGGACGUCUCAUUUUUUAAUAUGUCAGUGCAUUUACUAUUUCUUGAUUCUUCGUGUAAAUGAUAUUCUAUCGGUUUAUACACUAACUAUGGAAUACCCUGCUGACUCCUUAAAAUAAUUGAUGUAUCUUUAGACUAAUUAAUAAGAAAUUAAUUUGUUAGUAAAAUAAACAUUUACACGUUUUGUUUGUUAUAUAGUUUUAUUAUAAUUAAUUUUUC
Messenger RNA from Formica exsecta, 2109 nucleotides. RefSeq names its product meiosis-specific nuclear structural protein 1-like. NCBI's taxonomy places the organism in Eukaryota, Metazoa, Arthropoda, Insecta, Hymenoptera, Formicidae. The record is from RefSeq and is a predicted model, not a curated record.